UGUAAUUCGUCUUCUAAUUGGGUUCUGCAUAGUAUGAGCUGCAAAUUUGCUUUGGAGAAGAGAGAAGGGUUAGUGAGUGAUACAAUUAUAAUGAGCAAGUAAUAAAUGCAACCGGCAUAUGUUUAGUAACAAAUAAAGGAAAUUGAUCAACAUUUGUUAAUGCGCUUCCCUUUACUGCCGACUUUUCGCUCUCCUCGACGAAUUCGCCAUGGCUGAAGGCACCACCCAAGCUCAUGUCAAGAAGGAGCUACUCGACCCCAAUAUUGCACCCAAACCCUAUACCGCCGCCCGGCCUGCUUUAUUAAUCGAACUCUCUAGUUCCGACUCCGACUCCGACUCCGACUCCGAUUCGGAUUACGACAAUGCUAGGAAGAAGAGGAGACUGGCGGAGAGCGCCGUGCUUCCGCUGGGGUUUCUGGAUCCGCUGCCGCAGCCGUCGAAUGGGCAGAACUUACCUCUAGCGCUUCCGUCUACUGCGGCGGCGCACGCCGUUGCCGCCGCGCCGAUUGCGAAGCAGUUCUGGAAGGCGGGGGACUACGAGGACGGGCCGUCUGGUGACUGGGGUUAUUCUAAUGGUGGAAUGGACCAUGUCAGAGUACAUCCAAGAUUCUUACAUUCUAAUGCUACCAGUCAUAAAUGGGCUCUUGGAGCUUUUGCAGAACUCUUGGAUAAUUCAUUGGAUGAGGUCUGCAAUGGAGCGACUUAUGCUAACAUAGACAUGGUGACAAGUAAAAAAGAUGGUAGCAAAAUGUUGUUGAUUGAAGAUAACGGUGGUGGAAUGGAUAUGGAGAAAAUGCGUCACUGCAUGUCUCUCGGUUAUUCAGCAAAAAGAAAAAUGGUAGAUACUAUCGGGCAGUAUGGAAAUGGUUUUAAGACUAGCACAAUGAGACUUGGCGCUGAUGUCAUUGUUUUUUCUCGAUGUCGUGGGAAGAAUGGGCGAAGGUCAACACAAAGCAUUGGAUUGCUGUCCUAUACAUUUCUGCGGAGCACUGGGAAGGAAGAUAUUGUGGUUCCCAUGCUGGACUAUGAAAGAAGUGGACAAGAUUGGAACAAGAUAAUUCGAUCAUCGGCCUAUGACUGGGAUCGAAAUGUUGAAACAAUACUGCAGUGGUCUCCAUUUUCAAAUGAAGCCGAUCUUCUUCAGCAGUUCAAUCUAAUGCAAGAUCAGGGUACUAGGGUAAUUAUUUACAAUAUUUGGGAGGAUGAUGAUGGACUGCUGGAAUUGGAUUUUGACACGGAUCUGCAUGAUAUCCAAAUCAGAGGCGUCAACAGAGAUGAGAAGAACAUUGACAUGGCAAAGAACUAUCCCAACUCAAAGCAUUUUCUAACAUAUCGUCAUUCUUUGAGGAGUUACACAGCUAUUCUCUAUCUCAGAAUUCCUCCAGGCUUUCGAAUAAUUUUGCGUGGUAAAGAUGUUGAGCACCACAAUAUUGUGAAUGAUAUGAUGAUGUCUCAGGAAAUUACAUAUCGUCCCCAACCUGCUACUGAAGGGAUUCAAAAGAACUUAAAUAUGGUUGCUACUGUGACUGUUGGCUUUGUGAAGGAUGCAAAAGCUCACAUUGAUGUUCAGGGGUUUAAUGUCUACCACAAAAACCGGCUUAUUAAGCCCUUCUGGAGAGUUUGGCAUGCAACUGGCAGCGAUGGUCGUGGAGUUAUAGGUGUGCUUCAAGCAGAUUUCAUUGAACCAGCUCAUGAUAAGCAGGGUUUUGAGCGGACUCCAGUUCUUUCUAAACUUGAGUCUCGAUUAAUACAAAUGCAGAAGACAUAUUGGUACACAAAUUGUCACAAAAUUGGCUAUGCUCCGAGAGCUAAUAAAAAACUUAAUCAAAGAGAGAGCUCUCCUGAUAUUUUUCCUGGAAGUUCUCGGUCGAAGACGAGAAAUUUUGCUUCAAGUGACAAAACACCCAUCAAGUUUGGGGACAAGGGAAGUAACAAUGGGCCUUUGAAUGGAAAGGGGGGUGUCAAGGCAACUAGGGCACAACCAAAUCGCACUGAGCAAUUUUCGUCUUCGGAUGAGAAUCUAAGUGAUGAUGAUAGGCAGAACCGCACUUCCAGAAAAUAUAAUAAUGGGUCAUCCUCAAAUGAUGUUUCAAGGAAAGACAGGUCUCAGAGGCCAUUAGGGUUGAGAAGUCAUAAAGCUGCAGACAACUCACCUGAAAUGCCUUCCCGAACAACCCGAAGUUCAACGUCACAGGAAAAUCGCUUCAGCGAUGCUGGAAAUUCACCAUCAAAGUCAAGUUCCAGUUUCUUGGCCCAGUUGAAAGCAGAGAAUCUCCAGUUGCAGGAGAGAUUGAAAAGGAAAGAGGAGAAAAUUCUAGGUGAUUUGCUGAAUGAUUUGCAAAAAGAAAAAGAAAGAUCCAAGUCUCUCGAAGCUCAGCUAGAGGAGGCAGCAAAGAAAAACGAGGAGCUAAGUAAAGAGCAGGAGAGUUUGAUCGACAUAUUUUCAGAAGAGAGGCAGCGGCGUGACAUAGAGGAGGAGAAACUGAGAAAGAGUUUGAAGGAAGCAUCAAGCACGAUUCAAGAGUUGCGGGGAAAACUGCAAGUUUUGGAGAAAUCAUUGGUGCAACAAUAAAUAGUCAUAUGCUGUAUGAUGUAAAGUUAAUGCUACCUAUGUAAAUGGAUAAAUAUUUUUUGUCUA
Salvia splendens (bonfire salvia) is the source of this 2638-nucleotide messenger RNA. RefSeq names its product protein MICRORCHIDIA 7. Gene Ontology annotation, cellular component: nucleus. The record is from RefSeq and is a predicted model, not a curated record. Lineage: Eukaryota; Viridiplantae; Streptophyta; Magnoliopsida; Lamiales; Lamiaceae. Gene Ontology annotation, molecular function: ATP hydrolysis activity. The coding region runs from base 209 to 2572 and encodes 787 amino acids. The transcript is spliced from 20 exons.